Molecule: messenger RNA, 3271 nt
Organism: Protopterus annectens (West African lungfish)
Lineage: Eukaryota; Metazoa; Chordata; Ceratodontiformes; Protopteridae
Gene: CASS4
Product: Cas scaffold protein family member 4
Exons: 7
Coding region: 376-2880 (834 amino acids)
Biological process (GO): cell migration; cell surface receptor protein tyrosine kinase signaling pathway
Cellular component (GO): cytoplasm; plasma membrane
Molecular function (GO): protein binding
Source: RefSeq, a predicted model, not a curated record
ACUUAAAUGAGGCAGCUACAGCAGUAUUUUACAUUUGCAUGAGAGAAGCCUCAGAUGUCUAGUUUAAUUAUCUGAAAUGCUGGACUUAUUUUGCUGUCAGUGAGUAUCGAGCACAGCUGGUUCUGUGUCAGAGCAGUAUGAAAGAGUAAACCAAUUGGAAUGUGGGUGGGGGAAGCUUAUUAUGGUAAUGAGUUCCAUUCAGUCCCUCUGCUACUAGCAAAUCUAAGCUCAGAGCAAGACUGUCAAAGGAAACCAUAAUUCCAAAAAAAGACUCCCAGAUUGCUAAGAGACCGUCUGGACCUUUAAACAACGCAAGCCCACCUCAGUAUUACACAGAAUAUUAUGGAAUAAUCAAACUUGAAUAGCAGGGAUACAAUGAAGGUUCAUAAUCUUUUGGCAAAGGCACUGUAUGACAACAGAGCUGAAAGUUCUGAUGAACUGGAGUUUCGAAAAGGAGAUAUUGUAACUGUUAUUGAGCAAAAUGUGAUGGGCAGUGAAGGCUGGUGGAAAUGUUCUCUAAAUGGUCGUCAAGGAUUAGCUCCAGCUAAUCGUCUUCAGCUCAUCACAACACUUGAAAGUGGUCUGGUGACAAAUUAUGGUAAAUCCAACCCUGUAAUACCAAAUCAUCAAAAUAUCUACCAGGUUCCUUCUAUCCAGAAGGGAGCAAUCUCCUCAGUACCCAAGGAACAGGUGGCCAGUAUAUAUAAGGUACCAUCUCAGCCUACGGUAAAUCCAAGUGGUUUAUACCAGGUGCCAAUAUCAACAUCACCUGCAAAAACAUGUACUGAAAACUCACAGAACAAUAUAAAUCAGCACCCAUUUAAUUCUUCUAAAAACUGCUACCUCAUCUCACGAUGCUCACUGCCAGGCCCUGAAAAGGAGGUAUUUGAUGUGGCUGCAUCACAGAGACGGGAAUCCUGUUUUGCCGGCCAGGCUCAUAACAUUUCUCCAUGCAAUUCCAAAGAUUCAGCUUAUGAUGUUCCUCCAUCAUUUGUAAACCCAGCCCAGAAAACAGUCCCUGGAUAUUACAGCACUCUGCCAAACCCUCGUAAGUCUGACUGGAUCUAUGAUACUCCUGUGGUACCUGAAAAAUCUGAGGACAGUCCUUGGGAACAGCUCCAUUAUGAUACAAUGCCUAGCAAAGGACAUCUUGCAGAAUCCCAGCCAGUACUGUAUGACAUACCACCAGUCAGGUAUGGAAGUGGCAUCCUGUACAGCAGCUCACCUUCAAACUGCAGUGCAAGGAGUGUGCAGUCACCAAUGUAUGAUAUUCCACCAAACAGACCUCUGUACGAUGUUCCACCAUCACGAGAUACCACUGUGAAACAAAACUUGAACUAUGACAUUCCGCCUAGUCCCAGAAAAUUACAUGGGAGUAUUUAUGAUACGCCAAAGACAUGUCCUCAGGAUAGAACCAGUGGUGAACCAAAAAAUAAGACAACUGAACAAGCCACAUAUGAUGUUCCAUCCCAUAGUUCAAGCACCGGUAAAUUGCUACUGAAUGAUGCAGAACAUGACACUUCCUCUAUUUCAAGUUCUAACAGUGGAGACAGUGCAAUAUCGACACUGUCAGCAUCUUCCAGUGAGUCCUUGACAUCGUCCCCUUCUACAGUAGUUAAAGAAGUGACCCUUGAUGCUGAAUCAGCUAUAAGGACACUGAAUGAGUUACAGACUAAAGUAUGUACUUCUAUAGCAGACCUGAUGAUCUUUGUAAGCAGCAAGUGGAGGUUGCGUAUCCACUUGGAAAAGACUAUCAAGGACAUCCACAGGGCUGUUGAUAACAUCACAGAAUCCUUGACUCAGUUUAUUGAGUUUGUACAAGGUAUAAGAAUAAAUGCAUCCCAUCUGUCUGACAGUAACCUGCAGGCCAGGUUGUACAAGCAGCUGCAGAUUGUUGAAGAUUCCUACCGGAUCCUCUUGGAAACUGGUGAAGCACUAAAUGAAAGCCAGUGGUCACUGGAUGAUCUUAUUGUGAACAAUCCAGAGUCUAAUUCAGAUGACCUUGAUCGAUUUGCACUAGUUGCCCGUACAGUUCCAGAUGACAUCAAACGUUUUUCAUCCAUCAUAAUUGCAAAUGGAAAGCUUAUCUUUAAAGCCAGCCAGAAGCAAAAUGAAUCACGGCAAACCCCUAGCUCUACAGGUGAAAAUGAAAAGAAAAUCAAGAACAGUUACUGUACGCUCCCAGCAUCACAAAACAGUAAAAAGAAUUCUGUUAAAAGAAACUCUUCAUUGUGUGCAAAAAAAGGUCAUUCUGAAAAUUUGUCAGGAGCAGCCAAAGAAGAAGAAUGGGGUUAUGUUCAUCUGCCGAAAAAGGAUGACUUGGCUAAAGACAAAGCUCCUGCUUUACCGCAAGUGAAGAAAACGGUCAAGACCAUACAAAAGAAAGGAAAUUAUUCGCCUGAACUGCAUCAUAAAUCUGAGUGGAUUCAUCAAGGUGCUGAACUGAAAAAUAAUCCAGAACAGGCUGCUGGAACCACAAAAAGUUCUACCGUAGUGAGUCAGAAUGAUCCAGAGCCUAAGGAAUACCAUGUUGCCCACUAUAAGCUGUACCUGGGUGCCCUCCAGAAAGCCAUCAAUGGAUUCUGCACUGGGAUCAGUAGCAACCAGCCUCCAGAGACAUUCAUUACACAGAGUAAGCUUAUCAUCAUGGUUGGGCAGAAGCUGAUUGAUGCAAUCUGCCAUGAGGCACAGUGGAAAGAAACGAGGAAUGAUGUGCUUCGCAGUAGCAGCCACCUCUGCAGUUUGUUGAAAAACUUGGCACUGGCAACAAAGAAAGCUGCCACACAGUACCCUAACCCAGCUGCUACACAGGAACUAGAAGCCAAGGCGAAGGAGCUUUCUCAGCACACACAGCAGUUCAGAGCAUUAUUGGAUCUAUAGUGUUAAAUACAUAUACAUUUACGAACUGUUAGAAAUGCCUUUCAUUGAAGAUUCAGCUUAUGGUUUACAGUAAUAACUGUACUGCUGUACUAUUUUUUUUAAAUUGCUGUUUAUUAGCUAUUUGUUGCAUUUUCUAAUUUAUUGCCAAAAAAACAAUUGUGCAUCUUACCGUCUUCUAAGUGUAAUAAAACUCUUUUUUUAUUUUUAUUUUUUGCAUUAAAUGAGCAUAGUCCCUCUACAGAAGAGAAUGCACUUUUAAUUUAAACUCAUAGUUAAGUUCUGUAGAAAGUCUUUUGUGAAGCAGCCUUAUUAACUAACUUAUAAGAAUAAUACUUAAUGAAGAAUGUUAUUAGUAAAUAAAUAAUACAAAAUGCUUUAGAUAAAAACUUUA